Topomyia yanbarensis is the source of this 7143-nucleotide messenger RNA. It is a transcript of the gene tio, whose product is annotated as protein tiptop. NCBI's taxonomy places the organism in Eukaryota, Metazoa, Arthropoda, Insecta, Diptera, Culicidae. Gene Ontology annotation, biological process: regulation of transcription by RNA polymerase II. Gene Ontology annotation, cellular component: nucleus. The record is from RefSeq and is a predicted model, not a curated record. Gene Ontology annotation, molecular function: DNA binding; DNA-binding transcription factor activity, RNA polymerase II-specific. Bases 1 to 3492 code for a protein of 1163 amino acids. The transcript has 2 exons.
AUGACGACGACGACGACUACGACUGCGAUAGCGAUGGCGACCAAUACGGCCAUAAAUCAUGAUGACGACGAUGAUGAUGAUGAUGCGUCUACCACCAAGCUUCCAACUAACAAUUGUAAUUUUUCUCUUCUCCCCCACAGUGAAAUGGCCAGCCCUAGAUGCCAAUCGAGGGAGUCAUCCGGCGGUGGACGUUGCCCAUCGGACGAAUCGAUUCGCUCCGAGGGUGACCGGGACGGGCACAACUCGGGCCCGAACAUGAGCCCGGUUUCGAUAACGCUUCCACCGACCCUGCCACCAGCAGCCGCCGCCGCCCUCCUGCCUCAGCAUUCAGCCGCAAUGGCGGCCUAUCUGAAUGUGGCCGCCGUUGCAGCCCAACAGAACCGCCUGCUGCUCGGUUCGCCACUGGCCGGACUAGCAGCCGCUCGCAACGGAUCCCCGCCUAUUCUACCUCCACUGGCGUCCCCAACGGACGAGAGCGACGAUGCCGCGUUGGAUUUUAGCAAAAAGCGCUCCGACAGCGGCACGGCCGACGAUGAUGGCGCCAGUGACUGCGAGGACGGAGAUGCCGUCAAUUUGAGCGCCAAAUCCGGCGAUAACAGUCCGCUGGAUCUGUCGGUCAGCCAUCGGAAGCGAACGGGCGAUGACUCCCAUUCACCUCCACCGCGGAAGGCACCACGAACGAUGGAUUACAAACCGGCCAUCGUCAGUCCGUGGAGUUCUCCCGUAACACCUCAGCUUCCGUAUUUCGCCGCCGCAGUAGCAGCUGCUAGUCUUUCGCCGAAAAACAAUCAUACGGAUUGGAAUGGCAAACACAAAGGCGUCAAUAAUGAAGCUGCGAAAGCACUGGAAAAGAUGACAGAACUGAGCCGUCUCGGUGGAGAAGAAAUCUAUCGACCUCAGAACAAUAACGCCGCCGGAGGUGGUGCCACCGCAGGCGGUGGCCGUCACAGCGCAUGGCAAUCACACUGGCUCAACAAGGGAGCCGACUCGGCCAAGGAUGUCCUCAAAUGUGUCUGGUGUAAGCAAAGCUUCCCAUCGCUGGCAGCCAUGACCACCCAUAUGAAGGAGACUAAGCACUGCGGAGUAAAUGUUCCUCCGGGCACUGGGAUGCCACAACAGCCGAUCCAAUCGCAGCCACCGAAUUCGUCCAACCAAAACACCGGUAGUAAUGCUUCCAAUAAACCUUCACCCAGUGAGUUGAAUCUGUUGAUUAAAGAAACGAUGCCACUACCCCGGAAACUGGUCCGCGGUCAAGACGUUUGGCUUGGCAAAGGUGCCGAGCAAACUCGCCAGAUCCUAAAGUGUAUGUGGUGUGGUCAAAGCUUCCGAACACUGGCCGAAAUGACUUCUCACAUGCAGCAAACUCAGCACUACACCAACAUUAUCUCACAAGAACAAAUCAUAUCGUGGAAAUCAUCCGACGGUGAUAAGCCUGGAGGGCCUCCCGGUCCCAGUGGAAAUGCUUCAAAUACAUCCGGUACACCGAGCAACAACCCCGCUACACAAGCCAACAGCCACGUCAGUGCAGUUCUCACGUGCAAAGUGUGCGACCAAGCUUUCUCCUCGCUUAAGGAACUUAGCAAUCACAUGGUCAAGAACGCUCAUUACAAGGAGCACAUCAUGCGAUCGAUCACCGAAAGUGGAGGAAGGCGACGACAGACUCGGGAAAAGCGGAAGAAAUCACUCCCGGUGAGAAAGCUGCUGGAAAUGGAGCGUGCCCAGCACGAUUUCAAGAACGGAGAAAACCCAGGUAUCAACGCAUCCAACAAACCAAUUCGCGAUCUCGGAGCGGGCAAAAUUACCUGCGAAAAAUGUAACGAAAAGAUCGAGACCACGAUGUUCGUGGAUCAUAUCAGACAGUGCAUCGGUGGAACUGCGAUACUGCAAGCGCAACAGCAACGUGAAAAACUCAAGAAUGCCCUCCUUUCGAACACGAUCAUCUCACCGGAUUCGAUCAGCCCGGUUACACCGUUAAGUCGAGACGGUCGAAAAUCGGUUGGGGAAGAUUUGUCCUCCCCGCUGUCACUGCAAAAGUCUCCCAUGCCGGCUGAUUUAUCCUCCCCGUUAUCUGCGAAGAAAGAUGGCGAGAAAAGCUCCUCUCCGUCGGUUUUGAAUGCGAUCGAGCAGUUGAUAGAGAAGAGUUUCGAUACUCGUACGCGUCAUCCAAGCACCAACUUUGGUAACACGAGCCAAAACGCAACUCCCCUUGGAUCGAGUAUUUUGAAGCGGCUGGGUAUCGAUGAGAGUGUAGACUACACCAAACCGCUGGUAGAUCCACAGACAAUGAACUUGCUGAGGAGUUACCACCAGCAGCAUUACGCGUCGCAGUUUGGUCGAAGGGAGAGGAGUGGUAGCGAGUCCAGUUCCAUCUCGGAACGAGGUUCUAGCCGGGUGGAUUCACUGACACCGGAGAAAAAGUAUGACACGCCGGGACAUUCGACGCCCCGAGGAACUCCGGAGAAGCAGUUCAUGGACGAUCACAACAUCAGCGAUGAGCAGUCUGUCAAUAUCAAGCGGGAGCUGCACAGCGAUGAUGAUGAUGAGGGUGACAAGCAUGAACCACCGAAAAUAAAAAUCAAGAGAGAAAUAGACGAUGACGAGGAAGAGGGACCGAUGCGACCACCGAGCAAAUCGAAUGAAGAAAUAGACUCAGAGAAGGAGCACAGAAGGCGAAGCAGUGUGGCGUCUAGUCCGGCUCCGAGUCCACGCAUGAUGACGGCUAGUGUUCCGUUGAGCCCAGCAGCUAGUCCAAUGAGUGAUCAUCAUUCCAUUGCUUCUCGAUCUACGCCAGGAGUUGCGGAAGGGGGUAGCAAAAAGGGUGGUAGCGUGAGCAGCAGUCUUGGUGCUCUAUCAUCGAUGUUUGAUAAUUUAACCGGAGCUGGCAGUGCGGGUAAUGCGGAAUCGGGUGGUUCGGGAAAGAAGACGAAUGCUCAUCCUUUGGCGGCGUUGCAGAAACUUUGUGAUAAAACAGAGACAACACCGAGUGGCAGGAGUAGCACCAGCAAUACACUACUUUCGGCGACUACCAACAGCCAGGCGAGUAGGACAGCACCCGGGGCAAUCCUGGCAUUUAGCUGGGCGUGCAACGAUGCUGUAAUGUCGGACGAGUCGGUGAUCAAAUGUGCCUAUUGUGACACAACGUUCACCUCCAAGGGCGCCUAUCGGCACCAUCUGUCAAAGGCACACUUUGUCAACGAUGAAAUCAUCCCGGAUCCCAAGGGUCAACCGAUGAAACCGGAAGGAUCGCCCCAUUCGCCAAAAUCGACCGGAAGUGGGGGUGCAGCGGGGGCUAGUAAUCGUGAAAGUGUAAACCGUAACGACGGGGGCAGCACUCCCGUACAUUUGAUGGGUGGCGGCUGCAGUAACAGUGGAAACGGGCAACCCAAAAGCCCACCUCCAGCGCAAUCACCGGCGGCAUUCGACGAAAGUCCGCACUCCAAGUUUCUCAAGUACACCGAACUGGCUAAACAGUUGUCGUCCAAGUACGUCUGACAUUCCUAAGUUUGCUAACGCGCGUCCGAGCCCCGGUAGGUUUCUUUUUUACUUCUCUGUUGUUCAAUAUGUAAAUAAUGCGCUGAAUUGUCGGAAUGAUGAUGGACAGACCGAUAUAGGGAGGGAGAGAGAGAGCGAGAGCGAGUUUGUGUGGGACAAUGCGGGAGAGUGAGCAGAAAAAAAACAAGAAAUGGUUGAAGAAAGAGAGAGAGAGGGAGGGAGAGCGACAGAAACCGAGGCAGUAAAUAACGUAUUUAUGUGUGUUUCCAUUUCUGGUGCGAGCUGCGUUCAAUAACCACUUGAAGGAGUGUAGACGGUAAAGCGGAGAGACCGAGAAAACAGAAGUUAGGAAGGGUAUAACGAUCAACAAACAACACAGAAGCGGCAAAGCCGACGGGAGCAGGUUUUUUUUUCUUCUUCAGUAUGUACCUCUUUACGUUCGCAGUGAACGUGGCGGUACCUUCAGAUGUGUUGGUGAAUCUCUUUUUUCCGCUUCUUUUAAAUCACUCGAUUUAAUGUCUUUUAUAUACACAUCAAACGAUCCGAAGUGUGAGGGAAACAAACACAUGACCAUGCCAUGCCGCACUGCACAUCAGCGAGACUUGCACACACAUAUCCGCGCGAAUGUGAAGUAGAGCAAAGCACUCCAUGUAGGCAGAAGAGUGUGAGUUUUAAGUGGAAGUGCAGUUUUUUUUCUUCAUGUUGCUUUGCUCUUUCGAGAAGGAGGACAGAGAAGAAAUCAAUCAAGAAAAUAAAGCCAACGUCAGCGGAAUAUAGAGAGCAGGCUGUGCCAUUCAGUUUGAUAGGGCUGCUGAAGAUGGAAAGGGUAAAAUACAGGCAGACAGAGAGCCAUCGAAAGGCUGUUCUGCCGUUUGCGCGAGUAAAAACAAAAUGGAGUUUGGUGGGGCUCUGAAAGAUGGAACGAAAGCAGGUUUUAUGAGUUACUCGGCGGUGUGUGGUUGUUUUCCUUCGCAAGCUACCUCUUUUCCAGAUGUGAUAAUUGAUUAUCUUCUGGUGGUGGGCGCUUGAACCGAUUUCGUUCGACUUUUCUAGAGCGAAAUUUAAUUAAUAUUCAUCAGGUCGCCUCUGACCUUGCGUUGACCAACGAAAUGGGGAUACCGACCGAAAGAAGUGAUUUUUGUUUGAUCGGAUUAUAAACCAAUGAUUUGAAUACGUCAACUUGUUUCAUCGAAGCUUUGUAAGCUAAAUUUCUUUCCGCGUUUUCUGCUAAAAAUAUACAGGUCCCAAUACGUAAACUCGCUCCACUCUCCGUGAUUUACUAGAUCAGCGACGUGUGAUUCACAUAUCUCGAGAAGGAAUGCCAGAUAGCACAGCUAUCUGGAUAUUGUAGAUUAUUGUAAAAUAUGCCCGAUUCUAGAGACGCCAUGUUGGCCGUGACAUGCGAAAAAUUUAGUUUCCACCUUAGUCAGUUACGGACAAUUUAACAAGAACCCUUUUUUUUGGCGCAUCAUUGAUAAGCAAACGAACAUGUGAAAAAAAUGUAAAAUCGGUAUACAAAUAAAAGCAUAAAAUGUAACUUUUUCGAUAAAAUUAACAUACGAAAACUAAAUAAUGCAUAUGUUGUACAGGCAUCAUUCAGAAUGAGUUCAUUCAACAAGUCAAAAUUGUGUUAAGUAAUAUGAAAAAAAAAAUAAAUAAUGAAAAAAGUAAUCUGCUAUACGAGUCACUCAAAUCAUACGAGAACAAAUAAACAAAUACUUUAUAUUUCCCUCUUAAGUAGUCAAAGCGAUUAAAGAAAUGACGCUAGUUACACAAUUAAAGAAACACAUGAGUCAAAGGAGCAGCGACGAAAAGUUAAAAUUAUUCAAUUUGAAACCGAAAUUUGGUAUACGUAAUUUACACUCAAGCAAAUUCGCAUAAGUAUUAAAGCAUUUUGGAAUUAAAGAAAAAAAGAACAUUAUUACACAACACGGAUCUAUACGAAAUUGUAACUUUUGGUAUACGGUGCAAACAAAACAGAUGAGCAAAAGGAAUCCGGUAUUUCGUUCAGAGCCACGAAAAUAAUACUACAAAACACACACACAGAUUUGCGUGCCAAAACUCAGUAUACUAACAAAGCGAGGGGAAAACUUCUCCUGCGCAAUUAUAUGCUAUGCAACAACAAAAAUCAAAAAUAUUGCUAUGGAAAGAUUAAUUUUCAAAGCCCAAUCGUUCAGACAAGAAACAAAAAAUAACUUCUUUUUUCGAAGAUUACUGAUCUGCUUUAUCGAGUGAGUAUAAGCAGAAACACUCCCAGUGCUCCCAGAUUUGCAUUUAUUUAAAGUUUAUUUCCUGUUCAUAAUUGUUUUUUUAUUUGGUAAACUUUUAAGCGUAAAAGAAUUGUGAUUUCUGUAAAUAGUCAACAAUGUUUGAAACCGAACGAAAUGCGAGAACCGGUUUUUAUUUCUGUUUCGAUCUGUUAAUCAGACAUUUUAUUGUCUUCAGCAUGCAUGCAAAAGGAAUUUUGUAAAUAUUCGCUACCGUCAAACUAAUGGCACGAAAAACAUGCGAGAAUUAAGAGUUGAAAACUUUCCAGCUACCUAACUAGUAGUGAAAAUAUAACAUACGAACUAAGAGGUAUACCUUUCAUUGAAACUUGAACACAACAUAGGAAUUCAUAAGUUUUAGAAAUUAAAUUACUGAGCGUAGGGUAAACAAUACUAUUAUGUAACAAAGUGAAACACGCAACACCGUAUUUAUUGAAAAUAAAAACUUCUAAUUACAGAAAAUAAUAAUUAUAACAAUAAGCUAAAUAGUAUUAUAAAGCUAAACAAUAUUUGAAACUUAGGAAGGUCAAACUAUACGAUGGGAACGUGGUAGGAGCAAUCGUGUACGUGGAGCGAAAUAUUUGAGGAAAGUUUAAAAUAUAUUACAAUGGUAUACUCCAGAAAUCGAAUCAAUGAUACGGAAACCGAUGGGGUGAUUGAAACUGCAAGUACUAAAAAAAGUAUACGUAAACACGCAAUUCGAAAAAAACAAACAAAAAAACAUGAAAUGUCAAAUUGGAGCGAACAACAGAUCUGAGCAUUGCUAUAAACUAGAACUAGCAAUAAGUGAAAAAGUAGCUGAAAAUUAUUCCUCUCCCAUCUGCAAAGUGAGAAGCCGUAUUGGAAGACAUUGACUAAAUCAAACAAAACACAAAAAUAAAAGUUACAGCGUUCAACCGACAAACACAAAAUCAAUAAGUCUUUGCGUAAAAUUAAAAACUAAAAGUAAAUAAACCAUUGUAUUUAUAGAAAUAUCGAAUAGAAGGCAGAAAAAAACAUUGUUUAAAAUUACAAAAAAUCACUUAGUUUGACCCAUUUCGAUAGUAGAGCUGAAUAUUGGUAAAAUUUGAUUUUCAUUUAACUACAAUUGCAAACUUUCAUCCAUUCUACAAAACCACAAAAACAAUAAUUUGAACGAUAGAAAGUGAGACACUAGUUGUAUUGUAAGUUUUUUGGUUUAUCAGUGCGUCGUUUCUCACGCAAUUCUACACACGCAUACGACAAAUUUCAUACCGACCGUGGCAGGCAUACUUUCUGGAAGUGCAUCCAAAGCGGUGAAAAAGUGAAGUAAAAAAAUCUAUAAAUAUAGAUAUAAAUAUAUAUUAUACGAGAUAUAAAAAUCAAUUAUUAUUUAAAUGCAAUUUUUAAAAAUUUUAAAAACCGA